Molecule: messenger RNA, 1143 nt
Organism: Physella acuta
Lineage: Eukaryota; Metazoa; Mollusca; Gastropoda; Physidae
Product: P-selectin-like
Source: RefSeq, a predicted model, not a curated record
AUGCAGUGUUCAAGCAGUUUCGCAAGCAUACAAAAUGGAAAAGCAUACUGCCAAUUGGAAUAUGGAAGUGAAUGCCAUUAUUUGUGUAAAGAAGGCUUCAAGCUACAGGGUCCAGAAGCAGUGAAAUGCGUUGAUCAUGAUGGUGGAGUAGCUUGGGAACCUAAUGAAAAGCCCAGUUGUGUCGUUGACGGUUGUCCUAGAGAAAACGUAUUAAACUUUGCAAAUGGAAUGAUUUACUGUGUUGGCGCUGAGCAAGAUUAUUGGAUAGGCAGCACGUGUAUGUAUUCAUGCAACUUAGGAUACUAUCUCAAUGGAGAAAACAACACAGUGUGUCAAGCUUCAGCUACGUGGAGUCAUCCGAAACCAAAAUGCGAAGUUGUAGAAUGUAACGAGCCGCCCAGUGUCCGUGGUGGAAUGUUUAACUGCACGUCGACAUCGCCAGCGUAUCAAACGGCAUGUGAACUGACAUGCGAUGCGGGCUACAGACUGGUAGGCAAGACAACAAUCACUUGCAUGAUAAACGCUGUAUGGUCAGAUCACGGCUAUUGUGAAGAAUGUGGUGGAUGUAAAGAUGACCAUUCUUAUACUUAUCUACAAAAUGGGGAAGUUAACUGCCAGUUUGAUCCUACGGAUGGUCACCGUGGAUUGUGUAGCUACUACUGUCAUCGAGGCUAUGAAAUUCACGGACAGCACGUUGUAAACUAUCAUCUUGACUUAGGUUGGAAUGGCAGAAAACCACAAUGCUACCCAAUCAGAUGUCCCAAGUUUGAUGUUGUGAACGGAGAAGUCAUUUGUAGCUAUUCCAACUUUUUCAAAAGUCAAUGCCGUGUUGUAUGUCACCGUGGAUUUGAGUUGUCUAUCCCCAACAUCACACCACUAACAUGUGGAGAGGAACGCCAGUGGAGCGAAGCUAUUCCCAAGUGCAUCAGUAAGGUGUGUUCAAAAUCCUACACGUUACUGAUGAAUGGGCAGGUUCAGUGUGACGGAGAGGUUAAAAACACACAUGGAAGCGUAUGUUACUAUACGUGCAACCAAGGCUUUCAGCUGAUUGGAAAAGAUGAAAUUAAAUGUGUAGAGAACAGCGACGGUCGUGUGCAGUGGAGUGAGCUGGUCAAACCUAGAUGUAAAAAACAAGAAUUUUAA